GCACGGCUGCCAUUUCCGCUUAUUUGGGCUUGUGCGUUCAUGCAAUCGCUUACAAGUGUGCUUUGCUGGUUUUUAGUAUAUUUGGGCUUGUUUUGAGUCGGGGUCGCUUAUUAUGGUGAAAAUUGGUGACAAGGCUAAAGUGUGUAGCCAGUUAUUAAAAUAGUAUCCUUGCAUGCAGAAGAUAAGAACACAUUGUUAAAGUUCUGUGCAAGUAGAAUGCGUGAUUCUGAUUGGAAGUUGCCAUUAUGCUUUGGGACAUGGCUGAUUGAAUUUUAAUGUAGCAGCCUUUGAGCGCUUUUAAUUUGGCAUUAGGACCGAGAUCUCGGGGAAGGACAAGGGGUCAGAUAAUCGCAUUGCCCCUUACCGCGUAAACCGCUCCGGUUAUCUCGUUUUCUAGCGCUGACUGACGCUGCGUUUGUAGCCAUGGCGAGUAAGUGGAGUAAAUACGGGAAGCGAUACAGUAAAGGCUGGGAAGCAGAGGCGUGUUUGAAAGACUGGAUCGCGCCUGUAGCGGGCCACGACGACAAGGCGCUUUGUAAGUUCUGCAGAUGUCAAAUACGAGCCCAUCACGCCGACUUAGUGCAGCACACGAAAACAGAGAAGCACAAGAAAAACUACAUUAAACACCCGCCAUCGCCACCUUCAUCACCAUCACCGAGACUGGCGGGCAUCCCGGCACACAAGUUGAAGGCAUCAGUAGAGAGGAAUAACAGCCAGCCCUCAACCCACAGCAAGGAGAACAACGCCAUGCAGUCUGCUGACUCUGUUCUACACAGCGGGUAUUUCCACCCCACCCUGCGCGCCUGGCAGACCUGCAGCACCAGCUUCAGCGCCAGCAGCUUCAUCUACCCCAUCUUCAUCACGGACAGUCCGGACGCGGUGGAGCCGAUUGCCAGCCUUCCUGGACAGGCCAGGUAUGGAGUCAACAAGCUGGAAGGGAUGCUGCGCCCUCUAGUGGACGAUGGGCUGAAGUGCGUCCUGAUCUUUGGAGUCCCAGCCAAUCUUCCCAAGGAUGAGCAAGGCUCUGCGGCCGACUCGGACGACACCCCCGCUGUGCAGGCCCUCCGGAAGCUGCGCUCUGCGUUCCCUGAGCUGCUGCUGGCCUGCGACGUGUGCCUGUGUCCCUACACCUCGCACGGGCACUGCGGGAUCCUGCGGGAGGACGGCUCUCUGGACAGCGCAGCGAGUUGCCAGCGGCUGGCGGAGGUGGCCCUGGCGUACGCACGGGCAGGCUGUCACAUCGUGGCUCCUUCAGACAUGAUGGAUGGGAGAAUCGGAGCGAUAAAGCAGGCACUGCUCUCCAACGAGCUGGGAAACAAGGUCUCUGUGUUGAGCUACAGUGCCAAGUUUGCCUCCUGCUACUACGGGCCCUUCAGAGACGCUGCCCAGUCAAAGCCAGCAUUCGGGGACCGGCGCUGCUACCAGCUUCCCCCCGGAGCACGGGGGCUGGCACUCCGAGCUGUGGACCGCGAUGUGCGAGAGGGGGCUGACAUGCUGAUGGUCAAGCCAGGACUGCCCUACCUGGACAUCGUGCGGGAGGUCAAGGACAAGCACCCCACGCACCCCCUGGCUGUGUACCACGUGUCGGGGGAGUUUGCGAUGCUGUGGCACGGAGCGCAGGCCGGAGCGUUCGAGCUGCGCAGCGCGGUGAUGGAAGCCAUGACUGCCUUCCGCCGGGCAGGUGCUGACAUCAUCAUUACCUACUACGUGCCUCAGCUGCUGACGUGGCUGAAGGAGAUGUGAGAGACGGACGGACGGACAGACAGACAGACGGGACCAGCGCUCCACACACACACCCACACGCACACACACACACACACACACACACCGCUGCAAUGGAGCCUCUACGCAGCCCCCAUGUUAUCUGAACCAGUGUGCCACACAGUCAUGUUAUCUGAACCGGUGUGCCACACACAGUCAUGUUAUCUGAACCGGUGUGCCACACACAGUCAUGUUAUCUGAACCGGUGUGCCACACACAGUCAUGUUAUCUGAACCGGUGUGCCACACACAGUCAUGUUAUCUGAACCAGUGUGCCACACACAGUCAUGUUAUCUGAACCAGUGUGCCACACACAGUCAUGUUAUCUGAACCGGUGUGCCACACACAGUCAUGUUAUCUGAACCGGUGUGCCACACACAGUCAUGUUAUCUGAACCGGUGUGCCACACACAGUCAUGUUAUCUGAACCAGUGUGCCACACACAGUCAUGUUAUCUGAACCGGUGUGCCACACACAGUCAUGUUAUCUGAACCAGUGUGCCACACACAGUCAUGGUGUUCUCUGUCCGUUUCUAUUUGCUUGUACAAUCACUACGUCUGGUGCUGUGACCUUUACCUUUGAAAAGCUUUGCUGCAUCCUCAGGGUAAAGUGCUGUGAGGCUCUCCAAGAAUGUUUGUCAGUGAAUGUAAAAGUGCCUUGCUUGUCUCCAAAUGAAAUAAAAAUAUUCAUAACAAUGAA
Messenger RNA from Acipenser ruthenus (sterlet), 2458 nucleotides. RefSeq names its product delta-aminolevulinic acid dehydratase-like. Bases 424 to 1743 code for a protein of 439 amino acids. NCBI's taxonomy places the organism in Eukaryota, Metazoa, Chordata, Actinopteri, Acipenseriformes, Acipenseridae. Gene Ontology annotation, biological process: heme biosynthetic process. The record is from RefSeq and is a predicted model, not a curated record. The transcript has 13 exons. Gene Ontology annotation, cellular component: cytosol. Gene Ontology annotation, molecular function: zinc ion binding; porphobilinogen synthase activity.